Musca domestica (house fly) is the source of this 1252-nucleotide messenger RNA. Its product is annotated as putative phosphatidate phosphatase. Gene Ontology annotation, molecular function: phosphatidate phosphatase activity. Gene Ontology annotation, biological process: phospholipid metabolic process; phospholipid dephosphorylation; signal transduction. The record is from RefSeq and is a predicted model, not a curated record. The transcript has a single exon. Bases 63 to 1121 code for a protein of 352 amino acids. NCBI's taxonomy places the organism in Eukaryota, Metazoa, Arthropoda, Insecta, Diptera, Muscidae.
CUAUUCAGUUUAAGUACUUCUUCCGCCAAGUGUAGUCCACAUCAGAAUACCAACUCUUCAGAAUGAUUCUGAAAGUGAAAUAUUUGCUACGACUUUUGAGUGAUUUCAUAAUUGUCACAUUCCUGUUGGCCUUGUCGCUAAACAUCUCCAAGAUAUGGGGGCCAAUAAAGAAGCAUGGCUUCGUUUGUGGUGACACCUCGCUCAUAUAUCCCCUGCACAGGGAUACGGUCACUUAUGUGUGGCUCUAUGGCAUUGGUUUGGGCAUUCCCGUGGUGAUGAUUGUGGCCCUUGCACUGGUGGAGAAUUUCGUGCUGAAUAGUCGACCCUCUAAGAAUUUGCUGAGAUCAUGGCUAAUGAUCCACGUCUCUUUGCUGCCCUUCCUGUUCGGAUUUGCCGCUGAACGUUUGCUAAAGGAAAUUGGCAAAUUUGCUGUAGGCCGUUUAAGGCCAUACUUUUUUGCAGUUUGUCAACCUGUUCUCGCCGAUGGCACCAGCUGUGAGUGGGAGGAGAAUCAGGGAAAAUACAUUGAACACUACUCAUGCCAGGGUGCAGCCAAUGCCGACAAUAUCUCUCACCUAAUUAACUAUGCAAUGCGUACAUCCUUUCCCAGUGGUCACGCCAGCCUGACCGUUUACGCCAUGACCUUUGUCGUUUUCUAUCUGCAACGGUUUGGCCGUUCCCUGCGCCUCUAUCGUGCCUGCUUUGGCCUUUUCGUGCCGUUCCUGCAAUUCGCUGCCGUACUCUGGGCCUGGUUUGUGGCCAUUAGCCGUGUGACGGACUACAAACAUCAUGCGUCGGAUGUUUUGGCUGGCAGCCUGUUGGGCUUAGGUGUUGGUAUUGCGGUUUGCCGCCAUGUCCAUGGUCAUCUAAAAGGUGGUCGGGCAUUCCUUGAGGCCAUCAAUAUGCCGAAGAAAUCACCUGUAGUGAGGCGGAAUGAAAGUGUGCAAGAACAAGAACCACAACAACAACAACAACAACAGCCACAACAACAACAACAACAGCGACAACAACAAGAACACAGGGAACCUGUAGCGGAAUCUGUGGCCAGUACAUAUGUAACACCGUCCACAUCACUUUCAGAGGUUCCAUCCUAUAUAACCGAAGUUCAAGUUCAACCAUGAACCUGUGGGGGAGGAGGUUAGAGAAGAGUGUUAAUGGCUAGAAAUAGCCAUGUGGGUGUAUGUGUGGUUGUGCAACCGAAUGUAAAUUACGGCGUUUAUUUUUGUAAAUAAAAUGUAUUAAUAAAGCCUAA